UUUUAUUACGACGAUAAGAUACUUUUUAAUAAAAACUAAAAGAGCUUUAAUUCUCAUUUUGUAGACAUUAAUAAAUUCUUUUACUAUCAAAUUGCAUGCGGCGGUUGAAAUGAAGAGCUAUAAUUGACUUGGAAGUUAAGGUGCAGAAAAGUGCUGAACGAUGGGUUCAAUAUUUCAACCUCUGCUCAUUGUAACAAUGACAACAAUUCUAGCUAUUGCUUUAGCGUGUCUGAUAGUUGGUGCUGUUGGUAAUUUCUGGUGGAAAGAUGAUAACAAUAAAGAGAUAGGGUUAUUGAGCACAUCAACUGGAAGUGACAUUAAUUAUAGAACAAAUGUAUUAAAGUUUAAUGCUCAGGAUGAUCAAGUCUCUGUGAAAAAAGAUAUUAUUUUAAUUUUGAUUAUCAUUGGAGGAGCCUUUGCUCUAUUGUCUAUAUGGAGUGCAUUAUUUUUGUUCUGCUGUUUUAAAAACAGAUCUCAUUGGUUAUGGGGUAGCUCAAUACUAAUUGUAACCACAUUUAUGGCGGGAGCGUGUAGUCUGGCAGCAAUUAUUUAUGCCGAAGUCGAAUUUAAAUUUGUUUGGGAAAAAUCAGAACAUGGAUACGCUGCUGUUUUAACUUGGGUUGGUUCAGGAACAUGUGUCGUUGCGUUUAUAAUUUCAUUUUUUUCAAUCUGUAUUACCCCGACAAAUGAAUAUCUUACUCAUGCUUAUAAUCAAGGUAGCUACUUUACUUACGAUCGUGAAAAAGGAUUGCAAAUGGACAACAUUGGUUACGAUGGCUCUCAUUAAAACCAGUUUAAUUGAAAGUUCAAUUUAAGAUGUUUUGAUGAUGAAUUCAAUUCAGAUGUUUUUUUCAAGCUUAAUGUUAUUUUGAUUGACUAAAUAUAUAAAUAGUAAUUUUAAA
Molecule: messenger RNA, 902 nt
Organism: Hydra vulgaris (swiftwater hydra)
Lineage: Eukaryota; Metazoa; Cnidaria; Hydrozoa; Anthoathecata; Hydridae
Source: RefSeq, a predicted model, not a curated record